Molecule: messenger RNA, 5077 nt
Organism: Pogonomyrmex barbatus (red harvester ant)
Lineage: Eukaryota; Metazoa; Arthropoda; Insecta; Hymenoptera; Formicidae
Gene: vir
Product: VIR_N domain-containing protein
Biological process (GO): mRNA modification
Cellular component (GO): RNA N6-methyladenosine methyltransferase complex
Molecular function (GO): RNA binding
Source: RefSeq, a predicted model, not a curated record
UCAAAAAGCAAAAUCAAGCUACAAAUGUUCAUCUUAAAAAUAUUUGGAUGACACCUGUUUGACCACGUCUCGAUUGACCACUAACCACUUACAGCGCUUGAACAGUGGAAAAAUUCUAGGCGCCGGCCCCUAUGAGUGGCUAGUGGCUAGUGAUCAAUCGGGUCGUAAUCAAACGAGUGUCAUCCGAUGACGCGCACGCGAUGCGCGAUAUCCAAUGAACGUACAGCUUUUCCAAGAUGGCGCGUUCAUACGAAUUUCCUGUCGCCUGUGUUUUUCAUUGUGCAUUCAGCUUAAGUUUUCAAUAUUGGCCGUAUAUGUCGAAACAUAGUCUAAAGAUCCAUUUUAAGCAGUAUUAAUAAAAAAAUAUAAUAAAAUAUAAAAUAUCAAAUUACUAUUUAGAAUUGCCUGUUUUAUUUUUGGAUAAUAUAUUACAAAUUACAUAACGAAGUAUAUACAGAAUGUGCUGUUUGAACACAUAAAAGAAAACAGUGAUGUUAUAAUAAAAAAUACAAUAAAUAUUCAAAUUAUUCUUAAAAAUAAAUAGAUAAAAAAAAAUAUAUAUCUGUAAAAAAAAUAUUUAUAAAAUGGAUAAUAUUGAACUAUUAUUCUUCGAUACAUUUUCUCACGACAUUUCAGAGGAAUUGAAUUUGGAUUUAGUACAAUUUCCUAAACCCGUUUACAUCAGUGAAGUGAGAAUAAUUCCAUUAGGUGCCAGAGUACAGGCAGAUUUUCCAGGAGGAGUACGACUUGGAGCAACCAAUCCUUCUCAAUUUGAGAUUGAGUUUUUUGUGAAUGAUCUCAGCAAACCUGGAGCUUCCACCUUCGAAUUUUUAGGUGGUUUAGAAUACAAACAAAAUAUUCAUAUACAAUUGGAAUGUGAACGGAAACAAAUACCAACAGAUGGGUUGGUGUUAAGAGGAUGGUAUACUACCAUAACAUUGGCAGUGUAUGGUACUCUGACCAAGUCACUGAACAAUCCCCAAGAAAUCAUCAGUUCAGCAGCUGGUUCCACUGCUUGUGUCAGCUCUCUAGAGGAAAAUCCUGAAAAUGCUGUGCAAAUUUCUGAACAGCAAUCGGAAUGGUAUUAUGAGAAUCAGCAUCAAACAAAUUUAUCGGAAACAUGUGUAACAGCAACUCCACCACCACAACCAAUCCAGGUAGUGGAACCAUCCAGAACAUCUACAUCAGACACAGGAAAGACAGAAUCAAGACAAUGGGAAGAUGAGAUGUCUAAUACAAUAGAAAAGUCAUCAAAGCGACCUUUGUCUCCUCCUGCCGAAUCUCUAAUUUCUUUGAGUCCCGAAUCUAUCUCAGCCGAAGAAGAAGAAGCAGAGCAGCAAGAAGCUGGCGAACCAGAAACUGGUGAACCUUUUGAACCCAUUUUAUCAGAUGAGGAUAUAAUGACUGACGAUGUUCCAUCUAUAGUCGAAUUUGAGUGUGAAACAUUACAAAUCGAUGAAAAUUAUGCAAUGAUACCUGACUUGUUAAAUUUGGAGGAAUUAGAAAAUUUGGAAGACACUCGUGUGAACCGUGAAACUUUGUUAAAAAUCAAAGAGAUUUUACAGUCACUUUCUAAGUCGGUUUCACAUUUCCACAAUGCAUCUGGUCAGGAAAAAGAAACGUUUGUUCAUAACUGUGAGACUUUAUGCGCUAUAUUGGGGCCAUUUGACUCAAAUAUAAAUGACAUUAAUGAUUUAACUAAUAUUGUCAAUGCCGGUUUAGAUAUGGAGCUUGCUAGAGCUCAACCACAACCAGCAUAUAAGGUGCGCCAUGUGAAAGUGGGAGUUCGUUUGGCGGAAGCUCUCUGUCGAUUAUCGAAGGGCCCCGAGAUUCUGUUGAAAGUUGAAGCCCCGUACAAAUUGUUAUCCCUUUGUAUGCGUGAAAACGUGGCAUUACCAGUAAAACUUUCUGCUCUUAGAGCUCUCGAUGCUGCAUUGAUCAGCCCAGUAAUCGUAAAAGAGUUUUUGAAAAACAAUCUGUAUAAAAAUGCUUUAACGAUGUUAGAUAUGGCAAAACUAGCCAGGCUUAAAUAUGCUCUCAGUUCACUUUUCCGCAAAGUUCACGUAUAUGAAUAUUUGGAAGAAGUAAAAGAUUUUGACAAAUUUGGUUUGACAGAGCUGAUGAAUGCCUAUGUAUAUGCUCCAACGUUAAUGGCUCAACCUAAACGGCAGUUACCGGCUGGGGCCCAAAUGGAAUUUGAACGAGAGCAUACUCGUAAUCCUCGCACUCAUCUAGUAGCUUAUUUUAAACAUCAUAAACUAACCCAUAAUUUUUUACUGACAUUAUCUUCUCCAAAUUGCAAUUUACAAAUGAUCAAGUUAAUCCGUCGUUUCCUUCUACAUCUCUCAAACACUAAGGAAGGUUUACUUUAUUUAUUGAAGGACGUUGAAGUAAUUCGAUUAAUAUUGAAAGCUCUAAAAUAUGAGCUACCAGGCGCUGGACGUAUUCUAGCAUGGCGUCUCCAAAUCGCACAGCAUUUAAUUCGUCUGAAACAAACUUCCGAUUGGACAACUUUGAAGAAAUUGCACUCCUUUCUUAUUUUUCCAGACGGUUUGCGCGCCAUUCUUACAGUUUUACCCUUAGCAGAUUUCAUAGAUAUUCUGAUCCCUUUCUUAUCGGAUUCUAAUCUGUGCGAAUUUGCUGCCGAAAUAAUUUCAGCAGUUGUUCGUUAUUCCGACAGAGUAGAUGUUUUUCAAAAUCGUGCAGAACUGAUAUUAGAUAAAGCUCGCGAACAUGCCAUCCUUAAGGACGUGAUGUCAUAUUUGACAAUCGCAGCUCAACCUUCUCAUUGGGAUUAUUGCGAAGUUUCUUCUUUAGUAACAAUUAUCAGAAAAAAUGCUGAAAAAGCUGCAUCGCUUCCUGGCCAACUAAUAACUUCCUGUAGAAUUUUGCAUUAUCUUAUUUUUCCCUCAAAUGACGACAUUGACCCUUUAGAACCAUACAUUGAACUUAAAUACAGAAACGCCCUGACCCAACUCUUCGCCACUGAUGGUCUCACUGCUUUGAUUGCCGUAAUGGCAAACGUAUCUGAGUUUUACGAACAACCGUUUCUUCAUCGAUCUGCCCUCACUGGUCGCAGAGGUAUGGCAUUAAUUGCCUUGUUACUUCCUUGCGUGAAACUGAUCAGGGCAUUGCUUGAAAGACUUGUCAAGUGUAUGGCGACAGAUUUUAAGGAUCUUACUGCCGUCGUUCCAUUGCUUGGAGUCUAUUCCUUGAUCGAAGCUAUCCCAUCUAAUUCAAUGGUACAAACUCUGUCCGAAGAAAUCGUUGGAACGCUUCUCGUCUUCACUCAAGCUGUUGAUUCUGAUGGUUCUGGCAAUGUAGCCAAGUCGCUAUGGACUCAAAUGUUGGGCGAAGUUUUGAAAAUGAUCUCUUUUCGUCCCUGUAAUUUUGUACCAGGUCUAAAGUUACUAACUCGCUUGUUACCACCUGUCUUAACACCAAAAGAAACUAUCAACGAAGAUGCGACAAGGAUUCUGGGUCUAAGAAAGCUCUGGUCAGCACAUCUUCAAGCUCAAGCUGCGAAUCUUACUGAAACUCUUCGACUACUCUGCUCAAGUUGGAAUGGAGAGGUUUUAUUCCUUUUAUCGACAGUUUGUAAACAAUUAAGCGACUUGGCAGCACCGACGGCUCUUUUGGUUGGUAGAUGUCUUUUAGAUGGUAUCCUAACCACUCCUCUAGAAAAUAACGUUCCUAUUCUCGCUCUAAUUAAUGAUUUAGCCAGGCAUGCACCUAUGAAGGCUACUUUGUUGACACUGACUAGUCCUGCUUCUAGAGCACAAGUAAAAUCCGAUCAAAAAUAUCCACCGGUCAUUGAGAUGAUGUGCUCUACUUUGAAAAAUAGCAAUGAUGUUAGUAUACAAUACGAAAUCCUUGGUAUCUUUGAAACUCUAUGCAACCAUAGUCUCAGUCUAGUACAAGAAGAUAAUGAAUCUUUUGAGAAGAAACUGACGCAUUCUGUACCUAGCAAGGAACCUCUUUUAUCUAUUCUCGCGGCUCUAAUUGAUAUCUUAGCGAUUAGCACAAAAUUCCAAUUGGACGUGAUAGAAAAUACGUUGCACAUCCUCUUGUCUCUCAGCAAUCACAAUUAUGGUUUGUAUCAUGUAAAAAGUUGUCUGGAGAAUAAUCCUAGUGCCUUGCGUACACUAUUGGAUCAUGUGUCCAGUUUGGAAGAGUCCGAAACAAAUCCUAUUGUAGAUUUAACUGUAACCUUCUUGGAGAAUUUGAUUUCUUCGGACUUAGAAGCGAGAACUUUACAUUUGCGUGCGCAGCAGUUAGCAUAUUUGAUCUCUUGGGAAAAGAAUAACCAUCCUUUAGAAAAACUUAAACGUGCAGAAGAGCUGACAGAAAUGUUGAGAGUCGCUGAAGAAAGAGAAGAAAAAGAACCUAUUCCGGAGAUGUUGGAGCCUCUAUUGCCUACUCCAGAGGCACUAUUGAAUCAGUUCUCUCAGAGAUGUCUUUGUACAAUUAAUAAUAGUCCAGCCCGGAUUAAAAAAUUUUCAUUCUCAACUAAUCAGACACAAACUGAGGAUACCGUUGACUUGUUGGCAUUGGCUACUGAGUUACUACCCGCUGAUUUUAAUUUGUUAGUUGAGGCACAAAACUUAUGUUCUAAAGUACCUCCUGAUGAUGCUACUCAAACUCUACAAUCAAAACCCCAAGAUGAAGAACAAGAAAAUAGGACGGAAAAACAGACUUCUCCAACGGUUAAAUCGAAACAGCCGUUUGUAACACCGGUACGCGGUCGGACACAAUUUGCUAAUUCGCUACGAGGUGGACCAGUAGGUGGAGGAGUGGGUAGAGGAUCCGAUCCCUUCCGCUCGAGGCCGCCAAAUACUUCAAGACCACCAUCUCUUCAUGUCGACGAGUUCGUGGCUUUGGAAACCUGUGGGGCUCAACCAACCGGUCCUACUGGAUAUAAUAAACUUAAUAUUCGUGGAACAUGCCCACCGCGUGCUAUUAGUGGUAGUACUAGAAGUCGACCUUGGACACAAGAAAUUCGUCCUACAUAUCUUCGUUAAUUUAUUACUGUUUCCUUUCUCUCUUUCAUAUGUAUAUUUAUAAAAUAUUAAUUAUA